AUGACAAAACGAAAUUGGCAAACAAGGAAAUUACUGGAUAAUGCGCCAACCCAUCCUUCGGCUGAACUGUUGGAAAGAGAAAAUGGAAAGUUUAAAGUAAAAUUUUUGCCUCCUAAUGUGACAUCCUUACUGCAACCAAUGGAUCAAAGUAUUAUUGACACAUUAAAACUACUUUAUAGAAAACAACUUUUACGAAGGUUGUUAUCUGUUGAUGAAGAUAAUGUAGAAGUCGUUUUAUCAUUUUUUAAAGAAAUGAAUUUAAAGGAGUGUUGUUAUAUGGUUGUGGAAGCGUGGGAUUUGAUUGAAAAGAAAACUUUAAACAAGGCUUGGGACAGAGUACUUAAUCGGGAGAAUGAAAAUUUAAUAACCAAUACGGAUGAUUCUAUUUUGGAGGAUAUAAAUGAGCUAAUGUUAAUGAUACAAAUAUGCCAGGAUUGUGAUGAAGAUGAUAUGAAAGAGUGGAUCACUUGUGAUAGUAAUGAUCAAGGCUUUCAGAUUAUGUCGGAUGACGAAAUCGUAAAAAAGAUAUUGCAGAUAAAUGAACAGCAAGAAAUGCAAGAAGAUUAA
Molecule: messenger RNA, 567 nt
Organism: Parnassius apollo (apollo)
Lineage: Eukaryota; Metazoa; Arthropoda; Insecta; Lepidoptera; Papilionidae
Source: the annotation of a GenBank genome assembly